Fusarium redolens is the source of this 894-nucleotide messenger RNA. RefSeq lists its product as uncharacterized. The coding region runs from base 1 to 894 and encodes 297 amino acids. The transcript is spliced from 3 exons. The record is from RefSeq and is a predicted model, not a curated record. NCBI's taxonomy places the organism in Eukaryota, Fungi, Ascomycota, Sordariomycetes, Hypocreales, Nectriaceae.
AUGCCGACUUCUACAGAGUUCUUUGGUUUCACUGCCCAUAACUUGGGACCAUUGACUACGACCUUCUCGGCCUCGUCGGCAUGUGCAACCGGCACUGAUCAUCAUGUUAUUGUCAAUGCAAGCUCAGCCGACUGGAUCUGGGGCUAUCCAACGUGCGGCUUCCAAGACUACGGCAGCUGUAUUCCCAGCGGAAAGUCUUAUGAUUCACUGCGAAGCCUGACUACACCGUUGAAUCGGGCCUGGUAUCAUUACUACUCGCCCGAAAUAGCCUGUCCAUCUGGAUGGACUACCGCUGGAACCAUGAUCAAAGAGGGAGAAUCUUCUCUGAGUGUAUCUGGUGUUUUUACAAGUCGUAUACAGGCGUCUACCACUGGAGCGGUGCAACUCGAGCCUGCUGACUUCUGGGGCGAAAUUAUGAAUGUGUCAGAGACAAUUGCCUACUGUUGUCCGAGUGAUUACCAAGCAAACCCUGUUGGGCAGUGUUUCUCGACGCUCGGCCCAAGGAGUGAAUUCAACUAUUCGUCCAUGUGCUACACCCCUGCGCCAGUGGACAUCUUAACUGUCACGACUUUAGAUGGCAGUUCAUUGACGCAGCCGUUGCUUUCUCUCGAAGUUCUGACAACGCCAACUACAACGUACCUGGAUGAUGGAAUGCUUACUCAGUCGGACUACUCGAGGGACCUUGUUGUUGCUACCUGGGUGCCUGCGGUGCCUUUGAUUCACCAGCAGUCUGACCUGGACGAAGCGGAGGAUGACGAUGAUGAUGAAAAUGAUGGUGGAGAUGAUGGUGACGGUGAGGAUACCGAUGGAAAUGCUGCUUCUACUAAGACUCCAGGAAACGGAGUUAUCAUCGCAUCCGCCAAGGGAAAGCUUAACAGCCGAUCCCAAGUUUGA